UGACCACCCAAAAAUCGCGGCUGAAAAUCCAGUCAUAUUAUCGACAACUACGACAAUCUCACGCCAGUCACGGUAUUCAUGCACGCCUCCCGCUUUGCCUGGCACAACGACGACCCGGAUUACGAUGCCCUCCCGACCCUCCGGAACCUCAACCUCAGCUACGUCCGCUCCUCGGGCUAUGCCAACCUACGCUGCAUCUGGAUCCUGGGCUGUCCCGUCGAGAUCGCGCCGCACGCCGACGCAGCCCCCGCCGGCCCGGGCGGCGGCGACAGCGACGGUGGCCGCAAGCUCACCACCAAGGAGAUCUUCAAGCAGGCGUUCGAGGAGCUGAUGCCCGGCGUUCAGGUCCCCGAGAAGGUCGGCGUCAGUUGCUGCUCGCAGUUUGCCGUCUCGCGCGAGGCCGUCCGUGCUCGGCCGAGGGAAGACUAUGUCCGCUGGAGGGAUUGGCUGCUGCAGACGCCGCUGGCCGAUGACUUGUCGGGAAGGGUGUUUGAAUACAUGUGGCAUAUCAUAUUUGGCAAAGACGCUGUCUUUUGCCCGUCAGCCGCAGAGUGCUAUUGCAACCUCUACGGGCUGUGCAACUUGAAGUGCCAGGAGAGCACGUGCGAGGGCCGAUAUGUCUUGCCCGAGUUUGCGACACUGCCCGACGGCUGGCCAAGAGUCGGCUGGUCUGGGGAGGAGAGAAACUUUACCGGUUCGGACUGAGCAAUCAUUAUUACAUCGUGAUGCUGCUGUCUUAUUACGCCCCAAGGGCUCGUUGCUGGCCGGUCUUGAGUUGACGCCUUUUCGAUGCGCUUUCUUCGAGAGAAAGGAGCAGUCUGGAGAUUAAUUAAUUAGUAGGAGCGCCC
Molecule: messenger RNA, 848 nt
Organism: Thermothelomyces thermophilus ATCC 42464
Lineage: Eukaryota; Fungi; Ascomycota; Sordariomycetes; Sordariales; Chaetomiaceae
Exons: 2
Coding region: 79-705 (208 amino acids)
Source: RefSeq, a predicted model, not a curated record